Labrus bergylta (ballan wrasse) is the source of this 3551-nucleotide messenger RNA. The record is from RefSeq and is a predicted model, not a curated record. NCBI's taxonomy places the organism in Eukaryota, Metazoa, Chordata, Actinopteri, Labriformes, Labridae.
AUGCUUUUGAAGUCAGGACUUUUCCUCUCUUUGUGUCUGUUUACCCUCCAAGCAAGUCAAAUCAAAGAUCCUCAUGACAAAGACUUUUCUGGACUCAGGGAUGUGAAGUACCGGCACUUUCUAGAAACCUCCAGACCAAUCAGACACACCACAAAUGUCAGAGCAGAGCAGGACAGACAUCGGACGAAAAGGUCAACAAUCUUCCAUACAGGUGUCAAAGUGUGUCCGCAGGAGACGAUGAAAGAAGUCAUCGGCAGCCAUCGGACCUACUACAAACUCAGAGUUUGUCAGGAGGCGAUUUGGGAGGCAUUUCGGAUCUUCUUCGACCGAGUCCCUGACUCAGAAGAGUACAGAUCCUGGGUUUACACCUGCCAGCAUGAAAACCUCUGCAUGGAUGACCUGGCAAAGAACUUCAGCAGCGCUCAGGAGCAUCUUGAUAUGGUGGCCAGGAGAGUUGCCAUGACAGCUGAAAUUGAAGGAGUUGACGCUGGAACUCCAGAUCCAAACAGGGAAUGCACGUGGACGCCCCAUCUGCUUCUGCUACCAACUGAGGCCGAAGUGAUCCAAGAAGACUUGAAAAAGGAGAAUUUUGAGUACAUUGUGGAGUUCAGUGUCACCGUCGUUGACCCGGCAUACAACGAUGUGUUGAGUGACCCAGAGGCUCUACAUACCAGUGAAAUAACACGAGAGCUCACAGACAAGAUGCUUCGUGUCUUUGAAAAAGUACCAGGAUUCAAAGAGAUUCAAGUUCUGGGGUUUCGCUCUGAUGAUGUGACAGUGCGAGUAGUCUUUAAUGGAGACACGGAGCUCACUGAUGAUGCUGAGGUUCUUGAGGACCCAGACAUAGAUGAGGACGUUAAUGCUCCUAAACUGAAGUACAUCAUAGUGAGGGCCUUAAGAGAGGAACCGUCACUCCCGCUGGACAUAAGGACACUCAGCUUUGAGGCUGUUACAACAAUUUAUCCAGUUGCUGAGCUUGGCAUAAAUCCUAUUGACAGCAUUGUAUCUGGGGACUACACCACAUCAGCGCCCACAGAGGACAAUACUCCAACUCAAAGUUUCCUCCCCACUGUGGCUGCAAUAGAAAACUACUCGGGUGCUUUUACAAGUGAACCAGAAACACACACCUUUGUGCCUUUCAUCCCAAACAUUGUCCCUGAAACUACACCUGCGGCCACUGAUGAGACUCUAAUGGCCUCUGUAGAAGAAUCCACAGAAGAUAGUGCAGAGGAGCCGAGUGGCGUCACAACACCAGACACCAAACUUGAUGAUGCGGCUGAGGCUGAACCUGAAGAACAGCUGAAAGACGGUGUUCCUGAACUGGAGGAUAGGGUCAAUGAGGACAAUCCUGCUGAGGUCUCCAAUGACCUGCCAGAGUUUACAGAUCCCACAGUAACUGAGAUGUCUGUCAUUGAAGUAACAGUCCCAGUCUACACCACAUCAUCUCCUGAGCAAGCUGUCCAAGAAAUACCUGUGCUUGCUGAUGUGGUCAAUGAGGAAAAUCCUGUUGAGAUAGCCAAUGACCUGCCAGAGUUUACAGAUCCCACAGUUACCGAGAUAACUAUCAUAGAAGCACCAGUCACAGUCUCCACACCAUCAUAUCAUGAGCAUGCUGUCCAAGGCAUUGAACCAGAUAUAGAUGAGGUGCUUUUGGAACCCCCUACAGAGAGCGAUAAAACCCCUGAAGACAGAGACGAGUCAAGUGGAGGGCACAGUGGAGUAUGGCAUAGUGGAAUGACACCAGUCUCCAUUGACCUACCUUCUGAGAACUCUUACACUCAAGAGGAUGUAUUGUCAAGUCCAAACAACACUGAGGCGGAAGUGACCAUAUCUCCAGAAGAAGACAGCGGCAGCGGAUACCCCUCGGAGUCUGAUGAACGACCGUAUGGAUCCACAGCUACACCGGCCAUGAGACUAGCCAGCACCCCUCUGGUGACCACAGUGGAGAAGACCAAAGAGUUAGUGGUUUUCUUUAGCUUGAGGGUGACUAACAUGAUGUUUUCUGAAGACCUGUUCAACAAGAGCUCCCCAGAGUAUAAAUCCCUGGAGAAUACCUUUCUUGAGCUGACACAGCACUCUGGGUCCAGAAAAUCUCAAAACCCUGGAGCUUCCAGUAAAUCUGGGUUUGGGAGACAGACAACUUUAGCCUCCAUACCGCUUCUGCCAUAUCUACAAUCUAAUUUGACUGGAUUCAAGCACCUGGAAAUUCUUAACUUUCGUAACGGGAGUGUUGUGGUAAACAGCCGGAUGAAACUAGACAAACCUGUACCUUACAAUGUCACAGAAGCUGUUCACUGUGUGCUCGAAGACUUCUGCAGCGCGGCAUCCAAACGUCUGGACAUCGAGAUUGACAGUCGCUACUUGGAAAUUGAACCAGCUGACGGAGCAGACCCCUGUAAGUUCCUGGCUUGCAAUGAGUUCUCACGCUGCGUGGUGAACCGUCGGACUGAUGAGGCAGAGUGUCUGUGCGAUCCGGGGUACAGCACCGUGGACGGCCUGCCCUGUCAGAGCACCUGCAUUCUGCAGCCAGACUACUGUCUGAACGGAGGCCUGUGUGAAAUAAUCCCUGGGCACGGAGUCAGCUGCAGGUGCCCUUUAGGUAAAUACUGGCACUACCAUGGAGAACGCUGCAACGAGAUGGUGUCAAUGCCAGUUGACCCUUCGCUUAUUGUAACCUGCCUCGUGGGAAGUCUCUGCCUUGUUUGUGCCAUCAUUGGCCUUUUGAUAUUCAUAAACAAGAAAUGUAUAAAGCCCAAAAAGACCUUAACCCUGGUGAACACCCUUUCACCUUAUGCCUUUGAGAAUACUUUGAGGGUGAACCCAGUAUUUGAGAAUGAUGAUGGUGCCUUAAGUCAAGUAUCCACAUAUCCAUGUCCUUCAAGUUCUGCUUCUUCCCAACAGUCUGAACAGGAACAUUUUGCCACUAUUGAAAAUAUACAUCUGAGUAUCGAGAUCCCCAGACAGCUCUACACAACAAGAUCAGAAAAGUUAGUCUCAGAAAUGGUGGACUUCCAUCACUGUAUACCACAUAAUGAGACUUGUCGUCGGCAAAAUGAAUACAGGACAUGCUGGUUCAUAAGGGCGCCUGAGAACGAAUGUUGUGAAGUCACGGAUGUCUGAUGACACCUUGGAGCAAAGGCCAGGGUGACAAAGCACAAAAACAAAGACUGAUGUGACUGUUUAACUGUAAACAGAGGCAUGCGAGAGUAGAGCAGAGAAAUGGUGAUUAAAGUGUUGAGAUUAAUUCUUCAUAGUGAUGAAAGUGUCUCUUUAGACAGAAAGCUAUGAAUACUAAGUGGAACCUAACUAUUAUUCUAUAUGUUGAACGAUAGGAACAUUUCCUGUAUAGGGCUGGCAAAGGUUCUUCUUUCCUCACAAUGAGGUAUUUAUUAUUUACAAACCGAUACACAUGGUGGUAUCUCGAGCUUAGACUUUAAAAUGUUGUUUAUUUUAAUGCCAUUCUGAACCACUGUUGUGUCCCAAAACGAGAAUGAAUGUAUGAGCUGGUUGGAUGCUGAGCUGUAUUUCCAUCAGUCCGUCUCAUUUGAAAC